This is a messenger RNA of Enterospora canceri, 699 nucleotides long. NCBI's taxonomy places the organism in Eukaryota, Fungi, Microsporidia, Enterocytozoonidae. The record is from the annotation of a GenBank genome assembly.
AUGAGAAAGAAGAUAAAGGCUAAGGCAGCUAAGGAAGCAGCACGUGCAAUCAGACAGGCAAAGAAGAGAGCAAAUAAGGACAAUAAAACAGCAGCGAUGUUCAUGUGCUCCUGGGAUGGCCAAAAUAUGAAGAUUGAGGCUUCACCAUACGUCUUCUGGAAUGGAAAUGCGCCUAUUACAAAGGCAGCACCUGAUUUGAGCAAAGAGGAAAUAGAACGUAUCAGCGAAGAUACAAGCGAGGCACUGAAGAAGUUGAUAUCACUGUCAGGUGAAAAGGAUGAGAUAGUUGACGCGGUUGAUGUAAAGGUAAAGAGUGAAGUAGUUGAUGUAAAGGUAAAGAAUGAGGUAGUUGAUGUAAAGGCAAAGAGUGAGACAAGUGAAAUAAGGGCAAGAAGUAACGUGAGUGAUGUGAGUGAAGAGAGCUCCUCGUUGCAAAGGUGGUCGGAUCCAGGGCCAUCUGAGCAACCUCUUCCAAUCUAUCACCGUCCCAUUCCACCUGUUAAUGGCCAAGAAAGGAAACCAUCAAAGAUCAUUGCCGAUACAAAGGCGUGGUUGAUUGCUAAUGCUUCUUUUCACGAUUCCGUUCUGAAAACAGCUCAGAUUCCUAGGGAUGAAUCAUCUCAGGAAGUUGUACAGGGACCAGCCCAGUCCACUGUACAGAAGUCAAUUCGUGCUUGUAUCCUGAANAGGCGUGGUUGA